AUGUCACGUUCAGACCAUCUGACCGGGUUCUUUCAUAGACCGAACCACCCCGCGCGUCAAGGACAAGCACAACAACAACAACAGCAGCAGCAGCAGCAGCAACAGCAACAGCAGCAGACACAUCAACAGACACGUCAACAGCAGGCAGCGUACGAAGAUGUCACCGACGCGUCGGAAAAGUCGUACUCGGCAACGCCGCCGGCCCGCAGUAGCAGCCACAUGCACAGCAGCAGCAGCCACAACAACUCCUCAGUCGUGUUCGACCCGGACGAGAUGGCCACGGGCGUCGAGCUGUACUUCAAGUACUGUCACCGGCAGCCGAUCUGGUGCUUCGAGCGAGACGAGGUCGGCGCCUACGACUCGCUGCCGGAGGAGCUCGCCAGCAGCAUUCUGGCGCUGACGUCGCGGUUCUCCGAGAGGCGAGACCACAUGCAGCUCUACAGCAGCAAUGCGAAGACGCUCGUGAUGCUCCGCAUCGCCAACGGCACGGUGGACAUCACAACCAUUGAGAGCCUGUGUCUGCUCUCGUACGCAUCGUUCAUAGAUGGCAACGUCCACCUCGGCCAGUUCCAUCUCGGCCUCUCCCUCCAGCUCUGCCGGUCCGCUAUGCUGGACAUGGAAUCGGUAUACGCCGUGGAGGACCCGACGACGGACCGGAAGAAGAGGCUCUUCUGGAGCCUGCAGGUGCUGGAGCAGUCCUACGGCCGGCAGGACGGGCUGCUGAGCUUCCCGAACGACGUGCGGCGGCCGACGCUGCCGGCGAGCGGGAACCACACGGAGCAGGACUUCUCCAAGGCGCCGCCGCUGCCGCGGGACGAGCUGGGCACCUCGACGCCGAGCGAGCCGGGCAUCUGGAACACGAGCGUCUGCCUCGGCUGGGUCUGGAGCCAGGUCCGCAAGUACGUGUCGGACUGCGCGCGCAACAUCCUCAAGGAGCCGUGGCGUCACGACUCGACGUACGCCAAGGUGCUCUCGGACUUCAUGGAGACGGAGAACCGGAUCCCCAUGUGCCACCGCUACGACUCGGUCAAGUUCUACGAGCGCACCAUGGACGAGCUCAAGGUGAACCGCGACUACUGGGCGCCGUGGCUCAAGGAGCAGUUCACGUACCACGCCAUCCCGACGGUCCUGAACCACCCGUUCCUCUACAUCGUCGGCGCCCAGCACAACCCGAACCUGGGGAUCCCCAACACCUUCUGGCGCCGGUCGUCGGAGCAGGCGCUGCUCCACGCGACCUGGAUCGUCCGCAUGAUCGACAUGGUCGUCGACAAGCAGGUGCCGCUGGUCGACCCGUUCUUCGGUCACGUCGCCGCCAUCGCCGCCACGGUGCAUCUCUACUACUGCUGUGCCGCGGCGGCCAGGCUGAAGAACAAGUCCAACACGGACUUUGCCAAGUGCCGGAGGUUUCUGAAGAGCUUCAUCCCGUGUUCCGCGGCCUGCGGUGCGCUGGACCGCAACCUCGACAGGAUGACGCACAUCGCCACCGGCACGGACAACAUGGACGUCGAGGACUGGAUGCCGUCCAAGAUGUACCUCAGCGUGCCGCUCAUGUGGGAGAUUCUGCAGUUCAACUCGACGACGGACCUGCAGGAGAUCCCCACCGCCGGCCUGCUGGACGCCUCUCUUACGCCCGCCGUGCCGCCCGUCGACACGAGCGACGGCUCGACGCUCGAGAUCAUCGUCGCCACCUCGCCCGAGAUCAGCAUCAACAUCGCGGACGGCGGGCAGGAGGCGCCGUCGUACAAGCGGCCGCCAGUGUCGUCGGGGCAGGGCGGCGGUAAUGCGAACACGAACAACAGCACGAACAACAACAGUAGGAACAACAACACGAACACCAACACUAGCGCCAACACGGCGACGGCGACGACGAAUACAGCCACGACAUCAUCAUCUUCCUCGGCCCCGUCGAGGACCGCCGUCUUUGAUCCGCCGACGGUCGAGCAGAUCGACAGCCUCACUUUCAACACGACGCCCUGGCUGUACGCGGAUCCCUCGCAGCUGGUCGGCAUCGGGGACAUGAGCUACCCGCAGUCGGAGCCGGGGAACGCGUGGUGGGAAGGGGAGAAUUUUAACAAUAUCUUGUUUAAUCAGUUUUAG
Colletotrichum higginsianum IMI 349063 is the source of this 2097-nucleotide messenger RNA. RefSeq names its product C6 transcription factor. Gene Ontology annotation, biological process: DNA-templated transcription. Bases 1 to 2097 code for a protein of 698 amino acids. The record is from RefSeq and is a predicted model, not a curated record. The transcript is spliced from 3 exons. Gene Ontology annotation, molecular function: DNA binding; zinc ion binding. Gene Ontology annotation, cellular component: nucleus. NCBI's taxonomy places the organism in Eukaryota, Fungi, Ascomycota, Sordariomycetes, Glomerellales, Glomerellaceae.